Molecule: messenger RNA, 2292 nt
Organism: Bathycoccus prasinos
Lineage: Eukaryota; Viridiplantae; Chlorophyta; Mamiellophyceae; Mamiellales; Bathycoccaceae
Exons: 1
Coding region: 1-2292 (763 amino acids)
Source: RefSeq, a predicted model, not a curated record
AUGAGCACACGUAGUAGUUACGAUAACGAUUACGAGGAUAUUGAUAAUUCUUACGAGGAUGAUGAUGAUUACGAUGCUUACGAUGAUGACGAAGAAAAGGGGGGUUCAAUUGAUUCAGAAGAAGAAACAAAUGUUAAAAAGUUCAACCUGGCGCUGGCUUUCGACGACGAUGAUGACGAUGAGGUUGCAAAACGCUUUCUCGUCUCUUCUAUUUAUAGGAUGGCUUCUGAAGAGAAUUUAUAUACCGGCACACUCAUUAACGAAGUAUACGUUUUGAAAUCAAUCGAUGAUAAAAUAAGAAUCAAAUCAGAAUUCAAGACAGUAGUGUUAGACUUUCGCCGUCGCCGUCGACGAACCGGCGGCGGUUGCGGUGAUAGUGAUGAUGAUGAUGACGAUGAUGUGAAGUACGUCAAAGUAUUUCACGAUGAUGAUGGUGAUGAUAAUACAUUGGUCGGUAAAAAAGGAAAACUUGUAUCCCUUCUGCCACCAUCAUCUGAUACUACAUCUCCAUCAAAAACAAAUCCAUCGAUAACAAAGUUGUUAAAACUAAUAACGGUCAACGUUUUGCAAAACAGAAAUUUAGUCAAGACGGGACCGCACGAUUUUUUAGCCUAUCAUUUAUUCGCGUCUUCUUUGGGCGCUUUCAAGAAAAGGAGCGGCGCUUUAGACGCGCGACGAAAGAUUAGAGAGGGAUACGUGCGGUUAUGUUUGUCGCAAAACGCCGAAAAUGAUUCAAAAGAAAAUACUAUAAACUAUUAUAUUUUCUUCAACCUGUCGUCGCAAACGUCCAAGUGGAACGCGUUGCAAGCGUACGAGUCUUUCAGAUUGAAAAAUAACAAUAAUAAUAUCAAAGUAAUACCCGUGGCUUUAGUGUACGGUGAAAACAAUGAAGAGAACGAAACAAUCGACCGUUCUAGUUUUGUCUGGAUAUUCAACAACAGAAACCAUAUGCAUGAUUUUUACCAGUGCGUGUACGCAGACUCUGGAUGGCGAGAAGCGGAAACUCUUAUAUUUGCGAAAAAGAACAACAAAAACACGUGGCCGGAGAGGUUCCGUAAAGAUUUACUGCUCGAGUUCCCGAAAAGGAGAGAAAAAGAAGAUCUGGAAAGAACAACUCCUUCAGUCAUCACCGUCGCUGCGUUUGCGCAAGGGGUGGCAAAGUCGUCAAUCGUGUUCAUAGCUCCAAACAUGUCGGAGAAAAACAACAACCACAAAAACGAUUGCACUUUACGAAAGCUCUUUCAAUCCGCGGGAAUUACGUUUACCGGAACGUCUGCCGCUUUUGCCACGAGAGCCGCCGACAGAGUGUUUCUUUCGAGCGCCUUGAAUAAUUCGAAAGUUAAAAUUCCAGGCGUCAUGGGAAUACCGAAGAAAGUCAUCUUACAAUCCGCGCUCACGGUCAUGGCUGAAGAAUACGUCGAAAAAAACGAGUUUUUAUCCUCAGUCUCAAACAUUCAACGCGCCGUCCGAACCUACGCCGAGGCUUCAAAAGAGUUGAAUUGCGCAGAGUUGUGCAUCAAGAGUCAAUUUUAUGAACAGAACUCGUCAAAAAUAACUCGGAUUCGAAGCGCAAAGGAUUUAGAAACGUUCGCGUACGAAUGCAGGAGAAACCGUCGUUUCUCGUCGAAUAACAACAUCCAAAAUAAUUUCAUUCUCGAGCCGUUCGUGGAGACUGGGAAAGUGGUUGAUUUUCAAUUCGUUCAAAGAGAAGAGUCCUCGUCCGAAUCACGUUGGCUUAAAAUUUACGUCGGCGGUAUCGGACCCGAAGGUAAAAUGAAAGCUUUAGAUCCCGCGUGUCCCGUUGGUGUACCCGAAGGAAGAAGAAAAGGAAAAACGCACGCGUAUUUAGAUUGCGUCAAGGAUGGAAAAACAAAAAAGUUGUUGUUCGAUGAGAAGAAAAUUGAAAGCGUCGUGAAACCUAGAAUAGAACGGGUUUUAAAUCUUACUGGCAUUUCUGGCGUCGCCAUGUUGCGCUGUUUCGUCAACGUAGAUUCUGGAGAGUUGAUUGUCGAAGACGUGGAUCAUUCUCCGGAUAUGACGGAAAGAAACGGAACGUUUUACCAUCAAGCGCUGAGAUAUUUCCAUCGCGAAGAGCGCGACAACGAUUUGUACGGAAAAGAUGAAAGAAGUAUAAACAGCAGCAGCAGCAGCAGCAUUAGUACAAACGACGGCGAAGACGACGUCAAAAACGACGAAAAAAGCAUCGAAGCAAUAGACGAAAUAGCGAUUAAAAAAGGAUUAGAGAAUACGAGUUUCUUCACGCGUCUGAUAGCGAUAGCAAUGUUUAAAUAA